This is a messenger RNA of Balaenoptera ricei (Rice's whale), 2873 nucleotides long. RefSeq names its product acyl-coenzyme A synthetase ACSM1, mitochondrial-like. Gene Ontology annotation, molecular function: fatty-acyl-CoA synthase activity; fatty acid ligase activity. The transcript is spliced from 11 exons. Gene Ontology annotation, cellular component: mitochondrial matrix. Lineage: Eukaryota; Metazoa; Chordata; Mammalia; Artiodactyla; Balaenopteridae. The coding region runs from base 160 to 1569 and encodes 469 amino acids. Gene Ontology annotation, biological process: acyl-CoA metabolic process; fatty acid biosynthetic process. The record is from RefSeq and is a predicted model, not a curated record.
CCAAGUUCUGUUCUGUGCACAGAGAGAACUGAACUUCCGAUCAGAGAGAACUGAACCCACAAAGUCCCCAUCCAAGACCUAACCCAAGUGUGUCCUAGACAGUACCAGGCAGGUGGUGGCCUGAGAAUUCUGUGCCUGCUUCCUGAGGACUGCUCCACCAUGCAACGGCUGAUGAAGUUCCGAGUCCUCUGGGACAUCCACAGAGCCCGCUGUGGCUUCCACCCUGCCCUUCAGCGCCUGCGCUGCCAGUCUUUAUCGGGAGCUGGAGCCCUAAGAUGGAAUGACAGUGAUACACCUGAGGAAUUUAACUUUGCAAGUGAUGUACUGGACUACUGGACUCAAAUGGAGAAGGAAGGCAAGAGAGGUCCAAACCCAGCCCUGUGGUGGGUGAAUAACCAAGGGGAUGAAGUGAAGUGGAGUUUCAGAGAGAUGACAGACUUAACCCGUCGUGCAGCCAACGUCUUCACACAGACCUGUGGCCUCCAGGAGGGAGACCAUCUAGCCUUGAUUCUGCCUCGAGUGCCUGAGUGGUGGCUGGUGAUCGUGGGCUGCAUCCGAACAGGGAUCGUCUUCAUGCCAGGGACCACCCAGAUGAAGGCCAAGGACAUUCUCUACCGACUACAAGUGUCUAAAGCCAAGGGCAUCGUGACCACAGAUACCCUUGCCCCAGAGGUGGAUUCUGUGGCCUCUGAGUGUCCUGCUCUGAAAACCAAGCUCCUGGUGUCUGACCACAGCCGUAAAGGGUGGCUGGACUUCCGAUCACUGAUUCAAUCAGGAUCCCCAGUUCACACCUGUAUUAAGUCAAAGACCCUGGACCCAAUGGCCAUCUUCUUCACCAGUGGGACCACAGGCUUCCCCAAGAUGGCAAAGCACAGCCAUGGACUUGCUCUGCGAUCCUUCUUCCCUUCAUGCAGGAAAUUACUGCAGCUGAAGACGUCUGAUGUCCUCUGGUGCCUGUCAGACACAGGCUGGAUUCUAGCUGUCGCAGGGUUCCUGCUUGAACCAUGGACAGCGGGGUCUACAGUCUUUGUCCAUCAUCUGCCCCAGUUUGAUCCCAAGGUCAUUGUACAGACAUUAUUCAAAUACCCUAUUACCCAAUGCCUUGCUGCACCCUCUGUAUUUCGAAUGAUUCUGCAGCAGAAUUCCACCAGCCUCAGGUUCCCCACCCUGGAGCACUGCUGUACUGGUGGGGAGGCCCUGCUGCCCGAGGAGCAAGAGCUGUGGAGAAGACAGACAGGCAUUCUGCUCUACCAGGCCUACGGACAGUCAGAGACGGGAACAACUUGUGGCACUCUCCGGGGGAUGAAGAUCAAGCCGGGUUCCAUGGGGAAGGCCAUCCCACCCUACGACAUUCAGAUCAUUGAUGACAAGGGCAACAUCCUGCCGCCCAACACUGAAGGAAACAUUGGCAUCAGGAUCAAGCCCACCAGACCCAUAGGCGUCUUCAUGCGCUAUGAGCAGUGGCUGCAACCUAGGCAACCCCAGACCCACGGAAGUUCUGCCAUACCAGUGCUCCUGGUGGUGAUGCCAGCAACAGAAGUGACACCAGCAACAGCAAGGCACCAGUGACUCCAGGGGCACAAGAAGCAAUUACGAGGGCAUGGGGCCACACCUUGCACAGAGAUAAUGGAAGAUGGAAAGUGCAGAUUCUCAAAUACCGCAAGAGGCAGCUCUGGAAAGGCAAACCAAAAACUUGUGCUAUAGUGCCACCUACUUAAAAACAAAGGAAACACCUCUAGUUACCAAUUGUUGGUUUGUUAGAAACAAAGUAAGCAAAACUUUAUCUCUCAAGAAAGGUGUUGGAUACUUAAAUGCACUGGCACAGGAACAUUUCAUCAAGCACCAUGAAAAACAAUAGCAAUGCAGUAUCCCAAAAAGAAAAUGACAAUUCUCCAGAAACCAAACUGAAAAUCACAGAAGAGCCUGCUUUAACUGAUGGAGAAUUCAAUAUAGCUAUCAUGAAGAAACUCAAUGAGCUACAAGAAAACUCAGAAAAGCAAUUCAAUGAGCUCAGGAAUAAAGUUGAUGAACAGAGGAAUACUUUACAAAAGAGAUUGGUUACCCUAAAAAAGAAACAAAUUCUGGAGCUGAAGAACUCUAUAAAAUGAAAUAAAGUCAGUAGAAGGAAGGAAAUAAAAAUCAGAGCAGAAACAAAUGCAAUAGAGACUUAAAAGACAAUAGAAAAGAUCAAUGAAAGAAAGCUGGUUCUUUGCAAGAUAAACAAAAUUGACAAACCUGUAGCUCAACUCACAGAAGAAAAGAGAGAAGGCACUGAUAAAUAAAAUAAAAAACAAAAGAGGUGUAAUAACGAUACUACAGAAAUACAAAAGAUUGUGAGAAUAUUAUGAACCAAAAAUGGACAACCUAGAAUAAAUGGAAACAUUCUUAGAAUCAUGCAACCUUCUAAGAUUGAAUCAUGAAGAAAUAGAAAAUCUGGAUAGACUGAUAAACAUUAAGCACAUUGAAACAGUAAUUGAAAACCUCCCAGAAAACCAGAUGGCUGCACUGGUGAAUUCUACCAAACAUUCAAAGAAGAUUUAAUACCUAUCAUAUUCAAACUAUUCCAAAACAUUGAAGAGGAAGGACUGUUCCCUAAUUCAUUUUACAAGGCCAACAUUAGACUGAUACCAAACCAGACAAGGAUAACACACAAGAAAAAGAAAAUUGCAAGCCAAUAUCUCUGAUGAACAUAGAAGCAAAAGUUAUCAACAAAAUAUUAGCAAACCUAAUACAACAAUACAUUAAAAGGAUUAUACACCAUGAUGGAAUGGGACUUAUUACAGGGAUCCAAGGAUGGCUCAAUAUAUGCAAAUCAAGCAACGUGGUACACCACAUUAACAAAACAAAGAAUAAAAAUCAUAUGAUUAUCUCUA